AUUUUGGUAGUCGAAUCGGUGGAAGCGCUGUAGCAACCCGCCGUCGUGCAAACUCUCUCCCGUCUCCGCUCUCAGUCUCAGUCAGUGCCAUAAAAAUACCGUGAGUGGUCGUGUAAUACAGAGCACAGAGUGAAAAGCUGAAGUAGUACUUUCAUUGGUACCCUGUAAGAUGGAUAUUGAUGAACAUUCUCUUCAAAAUGAAAAUGAGCAAGAAAAAGGACCAUAUGACCUUCAAUGGCGACCACGCUCUCGGAGAACAUAUCAACAACAUAAUAUAGGAUAUCGUAAUCAAAAGAUAGAACGGAUGGAACAGUAUAGUAUAGCUGAUUUGCCAGACAUUACUACAUAUAUGAUAGGGAAAUCAACCGAAGCCGAUAUCCGGACCAAAGCGGGUCCCGCUUUCAACAAUCGAAUGACUGAUAGAGUGAAGCCAGUGCCGAAGGCUGCGACGCCGGCCCACGACGAGGCGCCAGUGCAUAUCGACGUCGGCGGGGUUAUAUACACUUCUUCGUUGAGGACCCUCACCAAAUAUCCGGACUCCAAGCUUGGAAUGAUGUUCUCCGGCAGGAUCCCCAUAAUAGUCGAUAAUCUUAAACAGCACUAUUUCAUAGACCGAGACGGUUUAAUGUUUCGCCACAUUUUGAACUUUUUACGGAACGAUACAGUGUUGGUCCCUCCUGAUUACAAAUACCUAGAUUUGCUUUUAAGUGAGGCCGAGUUCUUUCAUUUAGACGAUAUGAUUAGCCAGUUACGUGUAUUAAAAAAUCUUCGUGUUUCAAAAAAACUGUUCACGUAAAUUACCAGGUUCAUCAGACGCGUCAAUGAGCGCGUAUUCGUCACAUGCAGAUGAAAGAGAGAAGAUAGUAUACAUAUUAAAUUUACAAUGAUAGCAUGGAUCUUAGUGUCGCCGCACAUGGGCCACACGCGACAGCCACAAACGCCGCUACAAGAAGCAAAAAAGGGGCCACAAAAGUAGUUGAAGCGCGCGACAACCACUUGUGGUCGGUGGUCGACACUUGUGGUCGAAGGCUGCUACUUUUCCCAUCAUGCAGUAUCAUAAUCGCGCGAGUGGCGUGUUGUGGCGUUUUGUAUCGGCGUUUAGUAACCGGUGCGGGUCACAAGAAGCGAGCACCGACGAUUGUAGCGUAUGGCGAAAACUACAGGAAGUUUUGUGGUUGUGGCCGGCGGCCCGUGUGUGGAGCCACUAUACUAAAACUAUUACAUUGAUUACGAGUCUAUAUCGGCUAUAGAUUUUCAAUAAUAACAAUGGCUAUAGUUCAAUUUUAUUUCAACGCAUGGUACCUAUUUUUUAACACGCUAAUUUUGAGGCUUUGAGAAACAACAAAUAAUCUAAAAUAAGUUAAAAUGUUGACACCUUCAAAAUUAUAAUAAAUAUAACAUAUUCACUGAAUAAUUAUAAAUAACACUUUAAAUAUUAAUCCCAAAUGUAUUAGUAGAUUUGUAUUUACGUUUUUUAUUAUGCAUGUAUUUUUUUUAUUUUAACUAAAAUAUUGCUAAAGUUGUAAACUUCGUUCUGACGUCACAUGUGAUUCCGAACGUUAUAAAGCCCUCACCCUCCACUUGUGUUAAAUAUCUCUUUUUCCUCAUUUAUAUGUGCUAACUGCAAUAAUACCGGUUACGAAAAAUGGAUCCAUGCUAACCAGUCAUCACCAAGUACUUAAAAGUACUUGGUGAUGACUUAUCUUAAUUAAAAUGUAAUUUAAUUUAAAAUGGAAUUAAUUUUAUUAUAAAAUUGUUGAUCAUCAUCAUUAAUAUCAACCUUUUAAACGCUUCACUACAUGGUUAGACCUCCCUCUAGGUGAGAGGUUUGUUUUAAAAUUGUUACACAUUAGGAAUGAUGACAAUUAAAUUAAAUAUAUUACUAGCGGACGCCCGCGACUUCAUCUGUGUGGAAUCUAGAUUUUCACAAAUCAGCAAAGUCGCUUCAGUAGCCGCAGCGUAAAGGAGGAACAAACACUUACACACAAAGUUUCGCAUUUAUAAUACAAUAUUAGUGUGGAUAAGAGUAUGCUGUUUAUGCAAUGUGUAGAAGUAACAAGGUAUAUGCGAUUAUUACUUUCUGAGCUAUAGGGUAUAUACAUAUAGGGUAAAAAAUUGCUCGAAAGAAUAGUGUUGUCGAUUUGUGUGAUCGUUAGAUAAUUUGUUUGGGCGUUUGAACAAAAUUACAAAUAUCUUUGGUUAUUUGUUGGUAUGUUUAUACUCAUUUAAUGAAAAAUGACACAAUUAAUGCAAGGAACCUAAAAAUAUUUCAUCUUGUAUGUAUACGUAAAAAGGAAAUCUUUUAACACAUAUUAAUUUUGCCAACAUCCCGACAAUCAUUAAUUUUAUGUAUUAAUUAGUUAAUAUUGACCUUAUUUUCCCGAAUGUCUCAUAAAAGUCAAUAUAUUCACACCUAGUCAUCGUACCAACAGUUUAACUACGCUGAAGCCGAUAAUAAUGAUGAUGAAUAGUUAUAGUACCUAGUUAUUUCGUAUUUUUAUGUAGUUUUAUAUGUACUAAUAGUUUUCAAUAUUUUAAGCAUAGCAAUUUUAUACAUAAUUACUACUGUUUUGUACUGUGUACAAAAUGUGAACCCCGAGAUUUUGUUACGCUAAAGUAGACCCCUGUCGAGUCUCCCGUGGACCCUUGAGGGUCCACCUGAAUCGCUUUCAAUGGUUAAGUCACAACAUGCAUGCACUAAGUAGGUCUUGUUUUAUAUUUCGACAUCGUCAACGAUGUCCAUCGAUGGUACGUCCAUCGCCUGAUCUCUGAUCAGCUUGGUCCAUCAAUUAUAUUUAUAUACAAUUUCCUAAAAAAUGUAUCUAAAAUGGAAUCUAGAAUUCAUGAUUUAAAGUUAACCAAAAUUAUUUGCAAUUAAUAAAGAAAUUAUUAUAUAAA
Bicyclus anynana (squinting bush brown) is the source of this 2898-nucleotide messenger RNA. It is a transcript of the gene twz, whose product is annotated as BTB/POZ domain-containing protein Tiwaz. Gene Ontology annotation, molecular function: protein binding. NCBI's taxonomy places the organism in Eukaryota, Metazoa, Arthropoda, Insecta, Lepidoptera, Nymphalidae. The transcript has 6 exons. Gene Ontology annotation, biological process: protein homooligomerization. Bases 170 to 796 code for a protein of 208 amino acids. The record is from RefSeq and is a predicted model, not a curated record.